Messenger RNA from Priapulus caudatus, 622 nucleotides. Its product is annotated as MIP18 family protein CG7949-like. The record is from RefSeq and is a predicted model, not a curated record. The coding region runs from base 130 to 597 and encodes 155 amino acids. Gene Ontology annotation, biological process: iron-sulfur cluster assembly. NCBI's taxonomy places the organism in Eukaryota, Metazoa, Priapulida, Priapulimorpha, Priapulimorphida, Priapulidae. The transcript is spliced from 3 exons. Gene Ontology annotation, cellular component: cytosolic [4Fe-4S] assembly targeting complex.
GCGCCUCAAAGAACUCGCCAGGAAACCGUCCACGAGAGAAUCGGCUAUCACCCACAGCCCUACUCGGGACUGCCGACUCGCCUGUCCUUCUGAUCGCCCCGCUAGCUGGCGCCACCGCAGCGUGCCAACAUGGCCGCCGCCGACGUGCAGAACUUCAACCCGACCGUGUUCUCGAAGUCGUCGUCGCGCGCCGUGACGGAGAGCGAACUCGACGAGGCGGCGACCGAUCCCAUCGACGACCGCGAGGUGUUCGACCACCUGCGCUGCAUCAAGGACCCGGAGCAUCCACUCACGCUCGAGGAACUGAACGUCCUAGACCGCGACCACGUUCGCGUCGGCGACGACGGCAUCGACGUCGAGUUCACGCCGACGAUCCCGCACUGCAGCAUGGCGACGCUGAUCGGGCUGUCGAUCCGCGUCAAGCUUAUACGCGUGCUGCCGGCGCGACUCAAGGUUCGCGUUGCCGUGACGCCCGGCACGCACGUCUCCGAGGGAGCCAUCAACAAGCAGCUAGCCGACAAGGAGCGCGUUACCGCGGCGCUCGAAAACAAUCACCUGCUCGAAGUCGUCAACCAGUGUCUUGCCGCGCACGACUGAACGUGAACCGACUUACGAAUUAGAC